Molecule: messenger RNA, 1226 nt
Organism: Girardinichthys multiradiatus
Lineage: Eukaryota; Metazoa; Chordata; Actinopteri; Cyprinodontiformes; Goodeidae
Product: coiled-coil domain-containing protein 152-like
Exons: 8
Coding region: 113-910 (265 amino acids)
Source: RefSeq, a predicted model, not a curated record
GAAGCUCGCGCUGCUAGCAAGAUGGCGGCGGCUCCUUAACGUCAUUAGCCGUUAGCUUAGCUACGGAAACUGUAAAAUUCAAACAUUUCGGUAAUUAUUUUAAUCUAACGGGAUGACGAAGUUAAACCGCAUUAAACUGGAUGGAUUCAUGGCGGAGUUUGAUCGACUGGAGCAGAAUAUUACAGAGCUUAAUAGUAAAAAAAACAUGCUGGAGAUCAGGUUGGAGGAUUCCAACAGACUGGUGAAACUUUAUCUAAAUAAGGAGGAGAGUCUAAUUGAAGAGAAGGAGAGCCUCCUCGCCACCGUGGACCAGCUGCAGCAGACUCUGCAGGAACAGUGCGACCUCAGAGUGGAGAACGAGAGACUGAGGAAGGAGAUUAUUCAUCUGAAAGAGGAGAAUGAAAGAACAGCAGAGGUAGGGAAGGUUGAUGUUCAGCAGCUGCUCAGCAAGAUGACAGCAGAUAAAGACCAACACCAGAGGGCGCUGGAGGCCAUAAAACAUCAGUGCAACUGGGAGGUGGAGGAGGCCCACAGGGAGGCUCUGAGGCAGAUGGAAACUAAAGAUGCCGAGGUGAAGAGGCUGCUGGAGGAGAAAGAUCUGGACCUAGACGAGAUAAAAAACAGGCUGAAGGAUCAGGAGAGGGAGAGGCAGAGCGAGCUCCUCAAGUUACAGAUGGAGUUUGGUGCGAAGUUAGCUCGAGUUCAGAGUUCAGCUCAGAGGAGCCAACAGCAGCAGCUUCAUGGAUCCAACCUUCUUCCACAGAGUGUCUUUAAGAGGAAGCUGCAGUUUUUCCAGGAGGAGAAGAAUAAAGAGAUUGCGUCUCUACGUCAGAGAAUCAAGGAGCUGGAAGAGAUCCAGCGCGCCAUGAGCGUCGGCAGCAGCAGCCAUGUGAAGAGGAGGAAGUUCUAGUUUGACAGGAGGCCACCUCCAUCAGACACGUUCACAAAUGUUCCGAGUUCUCCUUUAACUGAGUUUAAUAGAAAAAGUUUGAAUUGAUCUUCUGAGCGCUGGAGUUGCGUAACCCUGGUGUGGGUCCUCUGUCUUCACUGCUCUGCUCGCAGGUGACCGGUGCCCUCUGUGGGAGCUGUAAUCCAAUUAGAGUCCUGCAGAGAAGGACCAGGGAGGUAGCUGAAUGAAUGCCAGCUGGAACACUCAUCCUGUUCAUGCAGUUACAGCUUCACCUGUUUCCGUUCAGAGAAAUAAAUCAAUUCAUUCCAAAACGUCA